This is a messenger RNA of Striga asiatica, 327 nucleotides long. The record is from the annotation of a GenBank genome assembly. Lineage: Eukaryota; Viridiplantae; Streptophyta; Magnoliopsida; Lamiales; Orobanchaceae.
AGGGACAUAACAAGAAGUCUUGUACUAAUCCCCAAGUUGAAAAACCUCCUAAGAGGGAGGCCAAAGAAAAACCCAGGACAACAAUCAACCCAAGAGGAAGUUGUUGAAGCUGGGAGUCAGAAUUUGUCUUCUGAAAGAAGGGUGCAUCUCAUUCCUAGAAAGGAUGCAAGUGGGUCAAGAAGCAAAGCAAGUGGAUCAGGAAGCCAAGAGAACGACAUUUUCAGAGGUAUGGGGACGAGCAACUCAAGUAGGUUUGCAAUUGGGAAGGAGAAGCUCGGCAAUUGGGAGAGGAGCUCGAAAUUGGGGCGAUACCAAAUUUGGGCGAUU